Molecule: messenger RNA, 924 nt
Organism: Nematocida homosporus
Lineage: Eukaryota; Fungi; Microsporidia
Exons: 1
Coding region: 1-924 (307 amino acids)
Biological process (GO): protein peptidyl-prolyl isomerization; protein folding
Molecular function (GO): peptidyl-prolyl cis-trans isomerase activity
Source: RefSeq, a predicted model, not a curated record
AUGAAUAAGUUGAUUGGUGUAAUACAUUACUUAGGUGGUAAAGAUAGGAGUGAACGGAUUAGAAGACAUAGUAAGUUGGUUUGUCUGGUGGUUGGUUUGGUUUGGCUGCUUAGUAUUGGGCUGGUUAGUGGAAGAGAAGCUAGAGAUGUAGUGGCGCAGGCUAAAGUGGUAGAUGAAGUAGUAGCGAAGGAUGAUGUAAUAGGUGAAAGCGUACGUGAUUUGGAAAUAGUUACUAUGGAUAUUGAGUAUAGGUAUGGAGUUGGUGCGGGCUUGGGAGAAGAAACUGUGCGAUCGGGGACUAUUGAGAUAGCUUUGUUUAGCCGGCAGUACCCGGUGACAACUAAGAACUUUAAGCAGUUCUGUCUUGGUUGGAAGGGAAGGGCUUACGGUAAAGAAAUGGAGUUGAGCUAUACGGGUGUGUCUUUUCAUCGCGUAGUUAAUGAGUUUGUGGUACAGGGUGGAGAUAUCCUGUUGGGUAAUGGUCGUGGUAGUGUGAGUAAUGUUGGGGAGAAUGGAUUGCCUUUUGCUGAUGAGGUGGAUAAAACUGGAGGACCAGCACGGAAGCAUAACUUAGAAGGGAUGCUGGCUAUGGCUAAUUCUGGACCGGACACGAAUGGAUCUCAGUUUUACUUUACUUUAGUGCCUAAUGCUAACAAUCCGGCAACUUUAUGGUUCUUGGAUGGAAAACAUACUGUUUUUGGCCGAGUUGUACGGGGAAUGAACUUGAUACGUGAAAUUAGUAAGGAGUAUAAUGAUGCUACUGGUCGGAAAGAUGGCGUGUGUGCAACUAUUGGCAAAUGCUAUGCAACGACUCGGCAGGCUACGGAAGAUGACAUUAAGCAAAUUAGCGUACCAGAUUGUGAUAUUAGUGAGCGGCCUUACUUAAUGAAACCGGAAGAGAAGGAGGAUCCUAGGGACCUUUAG